Neoarius graeffei (lesser salmon catfish) is the source of this 637-nucleotide messenger RNA. RefSeq names its product SERTA domain containing 3 (gene sertad3). Gene Ontology annotation, cellular component: nucleus. NCBI's taxonomy places the organism in Eukaryota, Metazoa, Chordata, Actinopteri, Siluriformes, Ariidae. The record is from RefSeq and is a predicted model, not a curated record. The transcript has a single exon. Gene Ontology annotation, molecular function: transcription regulator activity. Bases 5 to 637 code for a protein of 210 amino acids.
UAUAAUGGUGGCACGUGGGCUGAAGCGUAAAUUCCGUGAUGUCGGAGGCCCAGGGUGGGAGAAUCAGCUGCAGUCCAUGCUGAACAUUUCUAUAGACAAGUACCAGCGCGAUCAGGCCCUCAUGGAGCCCAGCUUACUGCGCUCUGUCCUCAUCACCAACACGCUCCGUCAGGCCAAAACACACAUGGAAUCUGGAAUUGAGAACCCUAUGAAAAAAAGUCAAACACAUCAUCCAACAACAUGUUUCUGGCAGGAACGUGGCAUGCCUGCUGGGUUUGAAGACAUGGAGGAUGAUUUCAUGGAGGAUCUAUCUUUAUCCACUGCCAUUAAUGCCAUCUUGAAGAAUCUGGACACAGCUCUUGAUGGUAGCUCUGGAUCAUCUGCACCUCAGCAGUUACCGUUAGCUUCCAUGGAAAACCUUACAGGAGACAGGACCUGCAAAAGGUGUCCAAGCAAAAGUUUAUCUAAUCAUCUGCAGGACACUGUUCUAGAUGAUUUGUUAUUGGACUUUGAUACUUCUAUAUGUGAAGGGGAGAUGUCUAACAAUACUUUUGACCUUUCUGUUGAUGAAUUUGUGAAGUAUUUACCCUGUGUGCCCUGUUUCGAGGAUGACAUAGGGUUUUUACCUUCUGUGUAG